CCAAAUCACGCACUCAUUCACUCUCUCUCCUCUGUUUUUUUUUUUUUUUUAAUUUUCUUUUGUGGGUUUGUUUGUUGUUUUCACUUUGGAUUUUGCAUUUACUUUUCCUCUCAGUGCCUUUGUGACUUUAUCUCCCUGUACCUCUCACACACAUUCAUAUAUACACCCUGCUUCCUUUUUCACAGAGCCAUUUUUUAUAUGGUCUCAGUAUCUCUCUCCCCCUCUUUUCAGUUUUCACACCACCAUGGAGAACACCCUUCUCCUUCUCUCUCUCCUCCUCCUCCUCCUCCUAGUUCCUUCCUCUGCUCAAAUGCCAGGUGUGAAUUUUGGUGAAACAGGGUUUGUUAGUUUGGAUUGUGGAGGUGAAGAGUUUUUUACUGAUGAUCUUGGUCUGAAUUGGAGUCCUGAUGAACUUCGUUACGGCGAAACGAGUUUUAUAGAGGUUUUGAAUGAGACCAGGAAGCAAUACACUUCGCUGAGGCACUUUCCUGCUGAUUCCAGAAAAUACUGUUACACGAUGAAUGUCACAAGUAGGACUAGGUACCUGUUGAGAGCGACGUUCUUGUAUGGAAACUUUGACAGCAACAAUGUUUAUCCUAAAUUUGAUAUUUCUGUUGGGGCAACUCAUUGGUCUACGAUUGUGAUUUCGGAUGCGAAUACUAUAGAGAUGAUAGAGCUGAUAUUUCUGGCUACUAGUCCUACUGUCAGUGUGUGCUUGUCCAAUGCUACAACUGGGCAGCCUUUUAUAUCGACCUUGGAGCUUCGACAGUUCAAUGGUUCGGUUUACUAUACUGAUUAUGAACAACAGUUUUACCUCAGUGUCUCCGCUAGGAUUAAUUUUGGUGCAGAUAGUGAAGAUCCAGUUAGGUACCCUGAUGACCCUUUUGAUAGAAUUUGGUUAUCAGACUCCAUCAAGAAAGCGAAUUACCUUGUUGACAUUGCUGCUGGAACCAAGAAAGUCGCAACCAAAUUGCCAAUUGAUGUUAAUAGGGAUGACCUGCCUCCUCAGAAAGUUAUGCAGACGGCUGUAGUUGGUACAAAUGGAUCAUUGACUUACCGGCUGAACCUGGAUGGUUUUCCUGGUACUGGCUGGGCAGUCACCUACUUUGCAGAAAUUGAAGAUUUGGCUCCAGAUGAGUCCAGAAAGUUUAGGCUAGUACUUCCAGGAAAUCCUGAACUCAGCAAAGCUAUUGUUAAUAUUGAGGAAAACGCCCAAGGAAAAUAUCGUCUCUAUGAACCAGGAUUUACAAACUUAUCGCUUCCAUUUGUAUUAUCUUUUAGAUUUGGGAAAACAUCUGAUUCUACCAGGGGCCCUCUCUUGAAUGCAAUGGAGAUAAAUAAGUAUCUGGAAAAAACUGAUGGGUCUCAAGAUGGAGCUGCUAUUGCUAGUUUCAUUGCACAAUACUCAUCUGCAGACUGGGCACAAGAAGGUGGUGAUCCAUGCCUUCCAGUUCCAUGGUCUUGGGUUGAGUGUAAUUCUGAUGCACAACCAAGAAUCGUUAAAAUUAAAUUAUCCAGUAUGAAUUUAACAGGGAAUAUCCCUUCAGACUUGACAAAGUUGAGCGGUUUAGUUGAGUUAUGGCUUGAUGGGAACUCACUGACUGGUCCAAUACCCGAUUUCAGUGGAUGUGUGGACUUGAAGAUCAUUCACCUGGAGAAUAACCAGUUGUCGGGUGGACUGCCAUCCUCUUUGAUGGACCUGCCAAGUUUGAAGGAACUGUAUGUGCAAAAUAAUUUGCUAUCUGGAACUAUACCAUCGGGACUUGACGACAAAGUGGCUAUGAACUACACUGGAAACAUUAAUCUUCGAGAAGGGAGGAGAAAUGGUAGCCGCAGAAAUAUUAUUAUUGGUACAACAGUUGGGGCUGCUGUCUUAAUUAUAGCCACCAUUGCAUCCUGCAUACUCUUGCGCAAAGGAAAAAAGAAAUACCAUGAGCAAGACAAACUUAGUCACCCCUUACCCGUACAAAGGCUAGAGUCUAACAAGAAUGAUGCUCCCACUGAAGCUGCACACUGCUUCACUCACUCUGAAAUUGAAGAGGCUACUAGAAAGUUUGAGAAGAAGAUAGGUUCUGGAGGUUUUGGAGUUGUUUACUAUGGUAAAACAAAAGAUGGAAAGGAAAUUGCAGUUAAAGUGCUAACCAGCAAUUCCUUUCAGGGAAAGCGAGAAUUUUCAAAUGAGGUAACUCUUCUUUCAAGGAUCCACCACAGAAAUCUGGUCCAGUUUCUUGGGUAUUGCCAAGAAGAUGGUAGAAGUAUGCUUGUUUAUGAGUUCAUGCACAAUGGAACUCUCAAGGAGCAUCUUUAUGGCCCAUUGACACAUGAACAGAGAAUCAAUUGGAUCAAGCGUCUGGAGAUUGCUGAAGAUGCUGCAAAAGGGAUCGAAUACCUUCAUACAGGCUGCGUUCCAGCCAUUAUUCAUAGGGAUUUGAAAAGCAGCAACAUUCUAAUUGACAAAAACAUGAGGGCAAAGGUUUCAGAUUUUGGUCUUUCCAAACUUGCAGUAGAUGGAGCAUCUCAUGUUUCCAGCAUAGUUCGGGGCACUGUUGGCUAUCUGGAUCCUGAGUACUAUAUCUCCCAGCAGUUGACAGACAAGAGCGAUGUUUACAGCUUCGGUGUCAUUCUUCUUGAGCUGAUAUCCGGUCAAGAAGCGAUAUCUAAUGAAAACUUUGGUGUUAAUUGCCGUAAUAUAGUCCAAUGGGCAAAGUUACACAUCGAAAGUGGGGACAUUCAGGGAAUCAUUGAUCCCUCGCUGCAUGAUGAAUAUGACAUCCAGUCAAUGUGGAAGAUAGCGGAGAAAGCUUUGAUGUGUGUUCAAGCACAUGGAUACAUGAGGCCAUCAAUUUCAGAGGUUCUCAAGGAAAUCCAAGAUGCAAUCUUAAUGGAAAGGGGUGCAGCUGCAGCAAGAGACGGUAACUCAGACGAUACAUCGAAGAAUUCAAUUCAUUCUUCGUUAAACUUGGGUUCCUUGGAUCUUGGUGGAAAUGAUAAUUACCUAUCACUUGAUGAGUCUAUUGUGAGGCCAACUGCUCGAUAGCGAUGCAUUUUUUCUUCUACCAUAUUCAUUUGUUGUAUAUUUUCUUUACUAUGACUGCCCCUACUGGGCACGUAAGCAGGUGAAAGGUUGAAUGGCUAUGAUGUGUUGGGUUGCAAAUUUUGAUCUUGCAAAUUAUUGGCAUAAAUGUGGAUAUGUAAUGUUUUUUUUUUUUUUGGUUUGUAAAGCACUGAUGUUCGUAAAGGAACCAGAGGCCUAUGUACACCAACACAAAUUUAGAAGUUGUAGAUGACCGAAGUCCUUUACUUUUUGUUCUUAUCAAUGUCUGAAGUUGCUCCUCCUCACUAAUAGAGGCUCUCAUUGGUUCA
Rosa chinensis is the source of this 3363-nucleotide messenger RNA. RefSeq names its product probable LRR receptor-like serine/threonine-protein kinase At1g67720. The transcript has 15 exons. Gene Ontology annotation, molecular function: protein kinase activity; protein binding; ATP binding. Lineage: Eukaryota; Viridiplantae; Streptophyta; Magnoliopsida; Rosales; Rosaceae. Gene Ontology annotation, biological process: protein phosphorylation. The coding region runs from base 245 to 3037 and encodes 930 amino acids. The record is from RefSeq and is a predicted model, not a curated record.